Messenger RNA from Aspergillus niger, 345 nucleotides. RefSeq lists its product as uncharacterized. Lineage: Eukaryota; Fungi; Ascomycota; Eurotiomycetes; Eurotiales; Aspergillaceae. The transcript has 2 exons. The coding region runs from base 1 to 345 and encodes 114 amino acids. The record is from RefSeq and is a predicted model, not a curated record.
AUGAAGGGGCACCCUCACGGGAACUACGGAAAUGCCGACCGGGCGACAGCCAGAUCGCUAGCCUUAUCUGUGAAGCCAUCCGCAAGGGGGGUUGAUAGCAUUGAUAUCGAGGUACUAAGGGGACAUAGUGUGCCAGUGAACCAUGGAAACCAAGUGUGGCUGCCCAGUGCCCAUCGCACUAUCCUUAAUAUCGGCAUUUGGUAUCACCUACUCCAUGUGGAGGACUCCAUCACGAUGAUCGCUCUUCCCGCCGAAGCAAUGUGGCUGAAGGGAGGAGCGAAGCAAAAACCGGAACGGAAUCCAGGGCGUGAGCUGAUUAGUCACAUGCCGAUCCGUGAUUCGUAA